UUUAACUAAUCCUGUUUUAGUCUGGCUCAUAUUACCUCAGUUUAGAUUAGUUAAACACAUUUUAGUAAAUCUUUGCUCGGUUUUCAUCAAAGAUAAAAAAAUGAUCAAGAAAUAAAACUACAAAAUCACAGAAGUGCCAAUUAAACAAUCAGUAAAUACAACUACAACAAUUUGAGUGCAGUAGAUCACAGAUGGUUAACUCAAACUGGACCCACAUGUUUGAUUCCCAUCCUGUAUUUAAUGCAGGUAUGCAACAACUCUUGGUUUUUAUCUUAAUAAAAACAUAAGUACUGUUUGUCCAGUAUUCCUGGGAUCUGGUGAACAAAAAUGGUCCCGAGCAAAAUUCUGAAGUUACCUUAAAAGUUUGGCCUCCAGUGGUCACCAAGGUCGUCUCCUAUCCGUCUUACAGCGAUUUUCACACGACCACAUCCUAUGAUAAACUGCAUCACCCAUGUUCUCCCUUUGGUUGCUGGGAGACCAUGUUUAGAGAACAGAUUGCGUCCUGAAGUUGAUUAAAUUUCCGCAGUUGGAGCAUAUUAAGCAUCGUCUUGAGUUUCGACUAAACAGUCUGACUCCUGAAACUGAAGCCAGCGGUCGCAGGGAUGGAGAGUUUGGAUUUUCGACCUUGAUCAAGCUUCUCUGAAAACGUGUCCCUGAUCUGAGCAGCCGCCAUGUUUUACAGUCGCCUGCUGCUUUCUGUCUACAUCCUCACCUUCCUGUUUGGGGUCCCUGCCAACAUCCUGUCCUUCAUCACCCUCUGCCGGAAGGUGUUUCGCAAGGGGGUGCCCAUCGAUGUCCUCCUCCUCAACCUCACCAUCUCAGACCUAAUUUUUCUGGCCUUCCUGCCAUUUAAAAUGAAAGAGGCGUACGACAACAUGGCGUGGCUGCUGCCCUACUCACUGUGUCCACUGACUGGGUUUAUCUUCUACGUCACCAUCUACAACAGCACGCUGCUGCUCACAGCUGUGAGCGUGGAGCGUUACCUGGGCGUGGCCUUCCCCCUCAGAUAUUCUGUGUGCCGCCGGCCUCGCUACGCUAUGUGGGCCUGCUUUACCUUCUGGGUGUUGACCUCCUGCAACCUCAGCAUCGUCUACGUCCUGCCGUACUCUCAGUGGAGUUACGGCAGCAACACCAGCAGUCCUGUCCAACCUCCACCCACCUGCUACUUGAAUUUCUCAAAGGCUGAGCUCGAAAUCCUGCUGCCUGUUCGUCUGGAGCUCUUCCUUGUGCUCUUCUGCAUCCCCUUCAUCAUCAGCUGCUUCUGCUAUGUCAACUUCAUCCUCAUCUUGUCCCGCCUUCCCAGCAUCAGCCGGAGAAGGAGGCUGCGAUGCAUUGGCCUGGCACUCGGGACGCUGAUAGUGUUCACCGUCUGCUUUGUGCCUUACAACGCUUCCCACGUGGUGGGCUUCGCCCAACAGGAGAGCCAGGAGUGGAGGAACCUGGCGCUGCUCUCCAGCACCCUCAACGCCUGCCUGGAUCCAUUUAUCUUCUACCUGUCAUCAGCAGCAGUCAGGAGCAUGCUAAACCGCUGCUUCAGGAGGAUCACGGCCAAGAUGCACAUUCUGGGGUGUGCGCAUCCUGGAACUCCUCACCGUCUUCAACACCAACUGUCGAGGUGUGAAAAUUACAAGGCAGAAGCUCCACCCUGAAGAACCUGACACAAUUUACACAUUUAUAGCUUUAAAGAAUGUCGUUCAUGAUAAAGAUGUGGAUAAAGUGAAGCUCCUGAGAGCGAUCUUCUGCAGGCUGUUCUUAACCCAGUAACCUUCCAGUAUGAGCAGUUGAUUUUGUUUGUGCUGAUUCUGCUUUUCUAAGCAGCAAAUCCAAAGCUGAGACUGAGUGAUCCUCUGUUCUAGGACUGCACGGUACUAAGAAAACAUGCCAUACGCAACACUGUUGGUGAAUGCUGCGACAUAACGACAUGAGUUGCUAUAAAUAAACAGAUAAUUCAAGUUUUAAUGUCUGUCUGCUGUGGGUUCAUGGCAAACAUCAACCCAAGGUUAUGAGUUGUUUGGAAAAAUACUGGAAAAAUAAUUAAAUUUGAUGUUUUAGAACCAAAAGUUUCAUUGAAAAAGUUGCUUCU
Molecule: messenger RNA, 2083 nt
Organism: Girardinichthys multiradiatus
Lineage: Eukaryota; Metazoa; Chordata; Actinopteri; Cyprinodontiformes; Goodeidae
Product: free fatty acid receptor 3-like
Exons: 2
Coding region: 672-1649 (325 amino acids)
Biological process (GO): cellular response to fatty acid; G protein-coupled receptor signaling pathway
Cellular component (GO): plasma membrane
Molecular function (GO): G protein-coupled receptor activity
Source: RefSeq, a predicted model, not a curated record